AUGUUUCAUACAUUUGAGGGGUUUGAGAACCCGACAACCACAACCCCUGCCAAAACACGGCCUGUCAAUGAGCGACGUGAGUCUGUCAGCCGUCGAGUGACGACCUUGCGCGCAUGUACAUCUUGUCGACAUCGCAAGAUUAAAUGUGAUGGUGAAAAGCCGUGCGAAGCAUGCAGAUGGUAUAAAAAGGCAGAUCAAUGUCAUUACUCUGAUCCCAGGCCAUCUAGAAGACAUGUAGAAAAGCUUUCAACAACUUUGGAUGAAUAUCGCGGCAUCCUUGGAAGACUGUUUCCUAACGUACCACCUGAGUCCCUGGUCAACCUUUCACGAGAAAAAUUACUUGAGCUCAUAUCAGCGCCACCGUCGGCUAUACAGGCACAUACCAAUGCACAUGCCGCUUCACCAUCUACCUCGGGCUCUAUGGAAGCCCAUGUAUCCCCGCUAUCCAAUGAAGAUGACAAUCUUGAAUCACUCCAAACCAUGCCAGUCGAGCUUGACGAUAUUCGCCAUGUUCAUGGCAUAGAUCUAGUAGAGGGUGUCUCUGACGAUGUCAACGCCCUCUCCUUAUCUUCUCGGCAGCCUUCAUCAUAUCUGGGAGUUUCAUCUAUCCAGGCUGUCCUCAAGGUCAUCUUAUGGCUUGAUCCAGGCUGCGCCUCUUAUUUUGCCCGUACUCCACCAAUCAACUUACGCGAAGAGAUAUCUCUUGACUACGAUGCACAGAAUGCUUGGCCUCCUCAGCGACCUGUGACUCCACCUCAACCUUCCAUCCCACCAACUGAAAUGCAGAUGCUGGAUGCCUACUUCACCUACUUCCAAGCGUUCGCUCCCAUGGUCGAUGAGAAGAUCUUCCGGGAGACGUAUAUGACUGGUCAUCGCAAGGAUGAGCACUGGCUUGCUUUGUUAAAUAUUGUUCUCGCCCUUGGUAGUAUAGCUGCCACAGGUCCCGAUGACAACACACACCAAACAUACUUCUUGCGUUGCAAGAGCCACUUGAGUUUGAGUUCUCUUGGUUCUUCUCAUUUAGAAACCCUUCAGGCCUUAGGCCUCAUCGGUGGGUGGUAUUGCCACUAUAUCAGCCAACCGAACCUGGCAUACUCUCUUCUCGGUGCCGCCUUGCGCAUGGCAGCCACGCUGGGCCUACACAAGGAGUUUUCAGAUACUCGCCAGGUAGCCAAUCCAGCGAAUUUAGCAUCAAUGGAUCUCAAACGCCGAGUCUGGUGGUCGCUCUUUGUCAUGGAUACAUGGGCGGGUAUGACACUUGGCAGACCUAGCAUGGGUCGUUUUGGACAGUAUAUCACUGUCAAGUCACCGAAUUACCGAGACAAGGAAAAUUUCCUCGACAUCCUUCCACUGGUUGAAAACAUUCGUUUUGCAAAAAUUGCAACACAGGUCCAGGAGUCGCUGGCGGCUGCUCCUCUUGUCAAGCACCAAGAGAUGUCGCAUGCAGAUGCACAGCUCCUAGAUUGGUGGGAAAACCUUCCACCGAUUCUCAAGGAUCAUGAGCCAUGCUCUGAGUCUAUCAGCACUGUUCGCACUGUCAUGCGAUGGCGAUACCACAAUCAACGGAUGCUGAUAUACCGUCCCACACUGCUGAGCUACGCUAUGCGUCGUGUCCCUUACAUUGCACUUCGUGUUGAGGAGCGAACAGCGAUUGAGAAGUGUCGCGAGGUUGCUGAGCUUUCCAUUCAAAACAUCGCUGCCACAGCCCAGCUCAAUCAGCUCUGUGGCUGGAAUGCGGUGUGGUGGACAUUCCAGGCAUCCCUAGUACCCCUUGUUGGGUUAUUCCUCAAUGACCCCACAGCUGAUGAUCCGCGGGCCUCGAUCGAGUCAUGUCAAGCUCAAGUUGAGAUCGCCAUGGCAACCUUAGCCAGGAUGUCAUCUAUUGGCCAUACAGCGCAGCGCUCACUGGAGACCAUGUCUCGAAUCUACGAGGCAAGCAAGCGAGGUGAAGAUAUGAUUACAUCGACAACCGCAGGGCCUGCUUUAUCGAAUCUAUAUUCCGCUGGCCGGGAUCUUAGCUCGCUAUUUUCGCCUCCGGAGCCUGGUCGCAUGGGGAUGUCGAUGGGAGAGAAUGGCAUCCCUACAUCUGUCUCAGCUCCUUUGAUGGAUGACUCGGGACAAUUUCUCUGGGAGUAUUUGAGUUGGAGCGAUAACAACCUUUGGCCUGGUAUGGAUCUUGAUCAUCGUAAUGAUGCGAUGGCCGUUUUGACGCCCGACCAUGAAAAGGGCCCCAAGUUUGGGACCGACCCAUAUUUUGAGUCUUUCCCUGAUUCUUAUUUUGCCAAUCAGCCUUUAUACUAUUGA
This is a messenger RNA of Penicillium malachiteum, 2304 nucleotides long. RefSeq lists its product as uncharacterized. The coding region runs from base 1 to 2304 and encodes 767 amino acids. Gene Ontology annotation, cellular component: nucleus. The record is from RefSeq and is a predicted model, not a curated record. NCBI's taxonomy places the organism in Eukaryota, Fungi, Ascomycota, Eurotiomycetes, Eurotiales, Aspergillaceae. The transcript has 3 exons. Gene Ontology annotation, molecular function: RNA polymerase II cis-regulatory region sequence-specific DNA binding; zinc ion binding; DNA-binding transcription factor activity, RNA polymerase II-specific. Gene Ontology annotation, biological process: positive regulation of transcription from RNA polymerase II promoter by galactose; DNA-templated transcription.